Poeciliopsis prolifica (blackstripe livebearer) is the source of this 396-nucleotide messenger RNA. Its product is annotated as protein Bouncer-like. The record is from RefSeq and is a predicted model, not a curated record. Lineage: Eukaryota; Metazoa; Chordata; Actinopteri; Cyprinodontiformes; Poeciliidae. Bases 1 to 396 code for a protein of 131 amino acids. The transcript has 2 exons.
AUGACAGGGCAGAACGAUCCGCAGCUGCUGCCCGUCGCCAUCUUGUGUUUUCUUCUUCUUCUGCCCUCGUUGCUCUGUGGGAAUCUGCUGUGCUAUUACAGCCCCAUCCUGAAGACGGAGGAGGCGAUGACCUUUGACCUCAUUGUGACAGAGUGUCCUCCUCGCGAGGUGUGCUUCAAGGCGCUGGGCCGCUAUGGAAACGUCACUGCCCUGUCGGCGAGGGGGUGCUUUCCGGUGAAGAGCUGCGGAAAACAAAGCGACAUCCGGCUCAGAGGGACCAUCUACGCCAUGACCUUCAGCUGCUGUGACUGGCCGUACUGUAACUCAGAGGUCAAGGUCAAACCGUUUCGUGUUCUUAUAACCCUUCUGGCUGCCUCUGCUAUUACCUGUUUGUGA